AUGUGGUUUAAUACUCCCAAAUUCGAACAUCGUUUUUCUGUCUGUCUGUCUGUCUGUCUGUCUUUCUGUCUUUCUUUCUUUCUUUCUUUCUUUCUUUCUUUCUUUCUUUCUUUUGUCAUGUUUUAUUUUGUAAUCAUCCAUUUCUCUGUUCCUUCUUUUAUUCUUUCGUUCUUUCAGUUCCUUUCUUCCUUUAAUUCUUUAUUUUUUUCUUUUGAAUUUACUUGGACAUGUGCUACCAAAUUUGAAAUUCAUUCCUUAUUUAGGAUUAUAUGCAAAACAUCAUGCGACAUAUUAACAAUGACAUUAAUUUCCACUCUCUCUGCAAUCGCAUUCCUCUUUUCCCUAUAUGUCGUCCAACUCAAUCAUUCCUCCCACUCUUUUCCACAUUUGUCGUGUCUCUCAUUUCACUCUAUAAGACUUAACCUUUUUUUUCUUUCCUCACUUUCUUUUGCUUUUCAUUUGCUCAUAAUACUAUUCGAUCUAUCUAUCUAUCUAUCUAUCUAUCUAUCUAUCUAUCUAUCUAAAUUUCAUUCUUCUUGUUCUUCUUCUCCUCACCCCCACCCCACCCUUUGCAUAACGAAUUGUUUCUUCUUCUUCUUCUUCUUCUUCUUCUUCUUCUUAUUAUUAUUAUUAUUAUUAUUAUUAUUAUUAUUAUUAGCCUUUUAUAUCUCUCCCCCAUGUGUAACAAUUCAUUAUCUACCCCCAUCAUCAUCAUCAUCAUCAUCACCAAUAAGAAUACUUUUUCUCAAACGUGCAAUUCCCUAUUUCCUCAUACUUUCACCCUCUCUCACCUGCGCCUGCGCGCUUGAGUUAAAGAGAACGUGGAGAACGCGGAGAGAGAGCGGAGAGAAGCGGCGGAAAACGGCUUGGUUGAUUUUGCUGGUGUGGUUUGUUGGUUGUCCUGCUUCAAGGAAGACCGAUCCGAACCAAGAGAUGGAAAUAGAACCCGUACGAAUCCAGAAAACUUCGUCAACAAAGCUCGUAGAGCCCAGCCAUUUGAUCCUUUACCAUCGGACCGUUCUGGAGGAUCGGAACACUGCUGUUCGGAUCAAAAACUCACAACGUGGCGAAUACUGGUGGUUCCUUCAGCUCACCGGAGGAGGAACGGAUGGUUUUCUUUUAGCGGCCACAGUAACCGUUUCCUGUUUUUCUUUUGUUGAAACUUUUUUUGUUAAUCACCUUAUUCCCCUUUUUUCUCUUCCUUUUUCAUUUUAUCUCCUCACAUUUCUUCAUAUUCUUCUUCUUUCCUACCCCUCUCGUUAUUGUUGUACUUUUUCUUCUUCUUCUUCUUCUUCUUCUUCUUCUUCUUCUUCUUCUUCUUCUUCUUCUUCUUUCUCUACCCAUUCUUUUCCAUCCUAUAUCCCCUCUAUAUCUUCUUCCUUCUCUUCUUCUUCUCCCCACUACCUCCUCUAUAUAUUCCUUUCUCUACCUCCUCAUUUUCCAUCCUAUAUCCCCUCUCUAUGCUCUUCUACUUUUCUUCUUCUCUCCACUACCUCCUCCAUUUAUUUCUUUCUCUACAUCCUUCUUUUCCAUCCUACAUCCUCUAUAUCUUCUUCUUCUUCUUCUUCUUCUUCUUCUUCUUCUUCUUCUUCUUCUUCUUCUUCAUUCCUUUCUCUACCCCCUCUGUUUCUUCUUCUUUUUUAUUAUAUAACCUGUUUAUAUCUUCUUUUUCUUCUUUUUUCUGUUCAUGUUUCAUUAUUUAUAGAUAUUUAUAAACAAACAAAAAGUACAGGUGGUGGAUUAUACACACAUCUAUCUAUCUAUCUAUCUAUCUAUCUAUCUAUCUAUCUUUCAAUAUAUAUAUAUAUAUGUGUAAAAAUAUCUAUCUAUCUAUCUAUCUAUCUAUCUAUCUAUCUAUCUAUCUAUCUAUCUAUAUAUAUAUAUAUAUAUAUAUAUGUCUUUCAUCCGACCCUCGCUUUUAUUCUGAUACACUUACAGGUCUUUCAGCCAACUCUCGCUUUUAUUCUGAUACACUUUCAUCUUUUUCAGCCGACCCUUGCUUUUCCCCUGGUACCUUUACAGAUCUUUCAGCCGACCCUUGCUUUUCUCCUGGUACCUUUACAGAUCUUUCAGCCGACCCUUGCUUUUCCCCUGGUAUCUUUACAUGUUUUUCAGCCUACCCUUGCUUUUCUCCUGGUACCUUUACAGGUCUUUCAGCCGACUCUCUUAUACUAA
Messenger RNA from Acanthosepion pharaonis, 2175 nucleotides. NCBI's taxonomy places the organism in Eukaryota, Metazoa, Mollusca, Cephalopoda, Sepiida, Sepiidae. The record is from the annotation of a GenBank genome assembly.